AUGGAUCUCGAGACCAGGGUGCAUGCCGAGGCCCUUUUGCUCAAGGCUGCCCGCACAUACGGCGUCCAGGUUCGCAGGGACGAGGUGCAACAGCAUCUCAGGCACGAUCACUACGGCGCCGCAUUGGCUGAGUGGGCGAGUUUGCAUCUCACGACGGACAACCUACUGAGCCCUGAUGAGCUGGCAAUAUACUCGUUGCUAGACAGGAACGGCCAGGUCGACAUUCUGGCCAACCUCCAUGACCUGUCCGAGGUGCAGAGCGUCACCGAGGACGAUAUCAAGGUAGCCAUUGAGGAGCUCAGGAGGUCCACCGAGAGCAUCACGAAGCAGAGCGAGACUCUUCGCCACCAGCAGGAUGCCCUGUCGCGUCUUGUCAGGAAGCGUGCUGAAAAUGAUGCCCGAAGACGGGACCUUGACCUGGAUAGGCAAAGCAAAUCCGAGUCGGAACGGCAGCGGGUUGCCGCAGAGGUAGAGGCAGCUUCGCAGAGCCUUGCUUUCCGCAUCUCUGACCUCGAGGAGCAAGGCGCCCAGGCGGGAUCCAACCUCAAGGGCACCCUGGGCGAGAUAUUCCGGGGAGAUGACAAGAUCUUGGCCAACCUACAGAAGCUGGGCUGGGAGCUGGAGCAGCCCGAUCCGGAUGAGACGUCCAAGAUUGACAAGCUGCGUGAAAUCUGCUCGCGCUGUAUUAGCCUGACCAAGAUUACGGUUGAGACAGUCCGAGCCAAACUGGACACCACCUACAUGGAGACGCUUGUGGAAGCUGAGCGCACGGGGCGUGUCAAACCUACGACGGACGACGAGGUCAAGGCGCUCGAAGCCGAGGUCGAGUCGUUGCACUCGGAAAUACUUUCCGUUGCUCAGAUAUCUGUGGAGCAGCAGUACCUCGAGCCGGCGCUCCAGACAGUCUCCACGGAGGGCGGCCAAAGUGCGAUGCGCACAUCCAAUGCCUUGGCCUAUAUUGACAAAUGUCUCGAUUAUCUAAUGGGCCGCCUUGAUCGAAUCCAAGAACGUGUCGAGACCCAUCUGUCACACCAAGCCGCCGCCGCAGCGCUCAUCACCACCGCCAAGACGGAGAUGGCUGUUGAGAUCCUGCCGCCCGUGAAGCAGUCGUCGUCAUCCGCGCCCGUAUCCAUCUUCCCAACUUCUCCAAGCAAAUCUGGAACACCUGCGCGAAAGCGCUCCAACACUGUUGGCUCUCAGCACCGCCGCAGGUCGUCUGGCGUCGUCGAUGAGCCCCCGCUCGAUACGCUCAUGUAUACCCUGUCGAUCCCGUCAUCCGUUUCUGAGGAGGCUGAUGUCCGGGCGAAGAUGGUGAACCUGUCCAAGAUUCUCGAUGAGAGAUGGAACAAGUACGACGAGAUUGCCCGGAAUGCGCAGGAGACGUUUGAGAUGGGCGCGCUGGCGCAGCUAAACGACACGAGACUGGCCAUUCAGCUGCUGCGGGACAGCGUGUUAGCAGAGAGCCCGUUUAAUGAUCCCAGGCUGGUCGAUCCAGAGAUUUCCGGCUCUAUCACUGUGUUGGCGGCAGAGGUAGAGGGGGCAAAGGACAGGCUGGCGGCCGUCGAGGGCCAACGAAGAGAUCGCAAGAGCGAGAAGAGAGACGAGUUUAUUGAGCGCUGGGGGUAG
Molecule: messenger RNA, 1626 nt
Organism: Trichoderma breve
Lineage: Eukaryota; Fungi; Ascomycota; Sordariomycetes; Hypocreales; Hypocreaceae
Exons: 5
Coding region: 1-1626 (541 amino acids)
Source: RefSeq, a predicted model, not a curated record